Messenger RNA from Trifolium pratense (red clover), 3123 nucleotides. RefSeq names its product early nodulin-75-like. The record is from RefSeq and is a predicted model, not a curated record. The transcript has a single exon. Bases 1067 to 2890 code for a protein of 607 amino acids. Lineage: Eukaryota; Viridiplantae; Streptophyta; Magnoliopsida; Fabales; Fabaceae.
UUUUAUUUUUUUAACAUUGAUACAUACACGACGCAGUACAUGUACGGUUUUACUCUCAAUUUCUCUUUGCUUCAAGAGAAAUGGAAGUUUUUUUUCAUGCAACUUUAGAGCUAGGACUUUUUUUUCAUAUGAAUAACAGGGUAUUUAAUGGUUAUAUGAUCACGGUUAUUGAAACUUUAGACAAGCACUAACAUACUUGCAAAAGACAAUUAUUGAGUAUCAGCAAAAAAUAAGAAAAUGUACUUAAUCAAUCAGCAAAAAAUGUAACUUUAGAUUCCAAUCCAUGGUAAUCUAAUGCUGAAGUUCCUAUUCAAUAGUGUCCACUUGAGCCGGAUAAGAUAAAACUUAACUGUAACAGGGCAGUUAUGAGCAGUACUGACUUUAGCUGUUUUAGAGCAUUUCUUCAUAUUUUCACACUUCUAAAAUUUAAUACUACUUUCUAUAUUUUUUUAAUAGAAAAGAAAGAGACGCCAUUUGAGAGGUGUGGAGGUGUUACCAAAUAACUGUUUCCGUGGGAUGCAAAUUCCACUUUGAUUUGUGCACUGUCUUCAUCUGAGGGUUAGGGUUGUACAUGGUUAACCACAUUAUGUGAACUAUCGUGACAUUUUCCGUUAUGGUUUAUAAACCAGUUUGUUUUCGUCAUAAAAUUGGUUUAUCUUUGAGAAAUGGAUCAAAACUGGUUUUUAUUACAAACUGAAUUUCAUUUAGCAAGACACGGUGACUGACUUAUAACACCACCGGUUAAAAAGUGUAUAAAUGAGAGAAUAAUAGUUUAACUAAACGCAUUUACGGAUUGAUGAAUUUAUUUCAGUUUUGGUAGGCAUAUUUCUUGGUGUUAGAGAAAAUCUAUAACCUGUAAUUAAACAGAUAGAUAACAUACUAUUGAUAUCAAAUCAAAUUUAAAGAUGCUACUUUCUUUUGACCUCACUUGGAUAUUUUAAUAACUAAUACUAUGUAUGCAUAAUGAAAUGAGUUAAAAAUUGAUGAUGACUCACAAAACUUUCACUAGUCUUGCCUUAUAAAUACUUGCAGGUUCAUUCCAUUUUCGUUCAUCACAAACUGAGGCAUGGCCUCCAUACAAUCAGUAGCAUUCCUCCUGCUUGGAGUGGUGAUGUUCACCACUCCAGUGUUGGCUAAUUACUACGAACCACCCACCUAUGAACAUCCACCGAUCUAUGAACCUCCACCAACUGAGAAACCACCACCAGUUUACAAGCCUCCGGUCUACCCACAACCAAUACACCAUCCUCCACAUGAGAAACCACCACCAGUCUAUGAGCCUCCAUAUGAGAAACCACCACCACCAGAAUACGAGCCACCUCACCAUGAAAAACCACCAUAUGAAGAGCCACCACCAGAAUACGAGCCACCUCACCAUGAAAAACCACCAUAUGAGAACCCACCGCCCGAAUAUGAACCGCCUCAAGAGAAACCAGCACCAGAAUAUCAACCACCUCAUCAUGCAAAGCCUCCGUAUGAGAACCCACCACCAGAGUACCAACCACCUCAUGAAAAGCCACCACCUGAGUAUUCACCACCUCAUGAAAAGCCACCACCGGAAUACCAACCACCUCACGGGAAACAACCUCAUGUGAAUCCACCACCACAGUAUCAACCUCCACAUGAAAAACCACCACAUGAACAUUCGCCUCCAGAGUAUCAACCUCCCCACGAAAUACCACCACCAGAGCACCAACCUCCUCAUGAGAAACCACCUCAUGCAAAGUCACCACCAGAGUACCAACCACCACAUGAACAUCCGCCUCCAGAGUAUCUACCGCCACACGAGAAACCACCGCAUGAGAAUCCACCACCAGAAUACAACCCACCUCAUGAAAAACCACCACAUGAACAUCCGUCACCAGAGUACCAACCACCUCACGAGAAACCACCACAUGAGAAUCCACCACCAAAGUUCCAACCUCCUAAUGAGAAACCACCUCAUGAAAAGUCACCACCAGAGUACCAACCACCUCAUGAAAAACCACCACACGAACAUCCGCCUCCAGAGUACCAGCCACCGCAUGAGAAACCACCACAUGAAAAUCCAUCACCAGAGUACAAACCACCUAAUGAGCAUCCUCCGCCAGUAUACCAACCACCACAUGAGAAUCCACCACCAGUGUACCAACCCCCUCAUGAAAAGCCACCACCAGAAAACCAACCACCUCAUGAAAAACCACCACAUGAACAUCCACCGCCGCACGAGAAACCACCACAUGAGAGUCCGUCACCAGAGUACCAACCUCCUCAUGAGAAACCACCACAUGAACAUUCGCCGCCAGGAUACCAACCACCUCACGAGAAACUACCGUAUGAGAAUCCACCACCACUUUACCAACCACCUCACGAACAUUCACCUCCAGAGUACCAACCGCCUCACGUGAAACCGCCACAUGAGAAUCCACCACCAGAGUACCAACCUCCUCACACAAAACCACCACAUGAAAAUCCAACACCAGAAUACCAACCUCCUCAUGAGAAACCACCUCAUGAAAAGCCACCGCCAGAGUAUGAGGCACCUCAUGAAAAACCACCACAUGAAAAUCCAUCACCAGAAUACCAUCCACCUCAUGAAAAGCCACCACAUGAGAAUCCACCACCAGAGCAUCAACCUCCUCAUGAUAAGCCACCACAUGAAAAUCCACCACCAGAGUAUCAACCACCUCAUCAUGAGAAGCCAUUUGUAAAGUACCAGCCUCCUCAAGAAAAACUACCACCAAUUUAUAAAGAGCCUCAUAAGAAGCCAUCCUCACCACGAGUGUACCAUCGUCCACCCUUUCAUACACCUCCUCAUGUGAAACCACCAGUCUACGAGCCACCUCCUCUUGUGAAGCCACCACACUACAACCGCCGACAUUUUGGCCACUACCCACCAUACAAGAAUUAAUAAUGACUACCACUGAAGAAUGUGGCAUAUUUAAUUUGGUGAAGUAAAAGUAAGAGUGGCUGUUUGUUUUGUUUGUCAUAUGCACUUUUUAUCUUCUUAAUUUUCUGUUCUUCUUUUUUCCUUUCUGCAUGCAAAUAAAGGCUAUAUAUAUGCCUCUGUAUAAUACUUUCCAUUUCCGUUUUAAGCAAUGAUAUCAUAUUGUUAAUCACCAUUAAUUUUAUGACUUUUAUCUA